GUUGCUGUAGAUGCUGCUUUUACAUCAAUAUCAAGCCUCACAUCUGAUGAAAAACAUAGUCUUUUUUUUGAUAUAAAUGGAACUUUAGAAGUUCCAGUAAAGGAAUUUGAUGAUAAUUAG
Molecule: messenger RNA, 120 nt
Organism: Cetraspora pellucida
Lineage: Eukaryota; Fungi; Glomeromycota; Glomeromycetes; Diversisporales; Gigasporaceae
Source: the annotation of a GenBank genome assembly